UGACUGAACCUUCUCAGCUUGAAACGCGUCCCCGCCCCAGUGUUUCAUCAAUGCAAAGAGCCGUCGGCCGCACUUCGAGUUCUCGGUGCACGAGCCUGUCAUGAUCGGAGCUCGCACUCAACGUUCAACACCAGUUGCCAUCGUUGCCUUGUGCUGCAGACUCGUCCUGAUAUGAUGAACUGCGACAGUGUUCGAAGUUGCGCCACGCACCGCGACCAUAUAGUCUGAUGCCUGUACGCGCGCAGACAGACUCAUCUCACUCGCAACCAUGAAGAUCGGUGCAUUGUACAAGCGCACGACCGACUCAGAACAUCGCCAGGGUGCGAGGAAAGCACUGCUGAUUGGCAUCAACUACGACACGCAGGCUUCGCGGGAUCCUGACAGCACUGCCACGGCCUUGCUCAAUUGCCAUCGGGAUAUUGUGGCUAUGCGGAAGCUACUCAUUGAUUGCUACAGCUACAAGGCAUCUGAUAUCGUGGUUAUGCUCGAUGCCGACAACUAUCUGCAGCCUACGCACAACAAUAUGAUCCUUGCUAUGGAUGACUUGGUGAAGGGCGCUCGUCCUGGCGAUCGCUUGGUCUUCAUGUUCGCCGGACACUGUUGUCAGAUUCCAUGUCAUCACCACAGCGAGGCAGACGACUUCGAUGAAGCACUUAUGCCCAUGGAUCAUGAAGGGACGCGAAACAAAGCAAAACUUAUCAUCGACAACCACCUGCGUCAGCGACUCGUGAACCCACUGAGUCCGGGAGUCCGACUUACCGCGAUCCUUGACGCUUGUCAUUCGGGAACUCUCCUCGAUCUAGAUCAUUACAUGUGCAAUAUGGUAUAUACACCUAGGAUCUCUCGUGGACCUCGAGGGUCUGGCUCGUGGAGACAGGCCGUUCAACGCAAGACCGCUAUAGUGCCUCCGCCGCCGCAGAAACAGAAGACAAAACCUCGCCGCCGAUUCUCCGCCCCGCCACGUAUGUCGUCUAUGGACCACAUCUUCUCCGUCUUCCGCGACUCCGUGCCGCAAGUCGACCGCACGCCAACGUUCCUCUCCCAGAGUAGGCUGUCCGUAGUAUCAGAGGCCGAGUCUAGCGACGCCCCCGGUGCGCCUGAACCUCGCAAAGGUCGGGUUAUUGCGCGAGCGACAAGGACCCUCGUCAGACCGUGGAAAGAGGCGUUUGCGUUGGUGAUACGGAGGUAUCAAUCACCAUCGCCCGUGCCUAGCAUACGGUGCGAUGGAUGGUGCGUGCCUACGAGUGCGAGUAUGAAAUCUGUUCCGCGAGUGAUCUCCAUAGCAGCAUGCGGUGACCCACAGCAGACGUGGGAGGAUCCGAGGGGCCGUUCUAUGUCGAUGACUCUCGUAGAAGAACUACGACGUAAUCCGCAUCCUGUGUUGAAGGAUCUUGUUAUGAGACUGAUGCAUGCUCGGGAUAAUGUCUCCCUGCGACUACAUGCCGCUGCAAAGCGACAACGCAAGAAAGGACACGACUCGUCGUGCGUUCUGGACGGCGUCAACUUCCAGGACGUACAGGUUGGAAGCCAAGAGAAAUUGGACAUGGAGGUGAUCGUCUUCGAGUUCUGAUCGUCUCAUUGCCUAGAAGGCGGAAAGUGGCUACUUAGCAUAAAAGCUCUGCGAAGCUGCGUCAGGAUGGAAUUAGGAUACUACUAUUGAUAGAUCUGUAGUUCGUUACGCUAAGCACCACAUAUAAUCGACACGAUCCGCUGCUCCCUUACACCGACACGUG
Messenger RNA from Rhodofomes roseus, 1733 nucleotides. RefSeq names its product caspase domain-containing protein. The coding region runs from base 269 to 1570 and encodes 433 amino acids. Lineage: Eukaryota; Fungi; Basidiomycota; Agaricomycetes; Polyporales; Fomitopsidaceae. The transcript is spliced from 16 exons. The record is from RefSeq and is a predicted model, not a curated record. Gene Ontology annotation, molecular function: cysteine-type endopeptidase activity. Gene Ontology annotation, biological process: proteolysis.